AUGCAUUCGGUAUCAGCGUCAUUGUCAUCACCCGUCGGUACUUUGCUGCCGAAACCAAAAAUCGAAGAGAUAGCGAUGGGACCAACUAGCACAACCCCAAUUUCGAUUAAGGUGAUUAAUGGUAUCGAACGUUUGGAAGAGAACACGGAAAUCGGGCAUGCUAUGAAUCUUAGUGAAGCAAAGACAUUCACUACACAGGUCGGAGGGGAUGAAGAAGGUGUAUCAAGCCUUUGGGAUAUCAUUGCCGAGUCUCACAUGAAGAUAGAAACCUACGGGGAUCAAUCCUAUGACCAGGAACCGGUAUCGAGCUUCGUAUCCUCGACAACUGAAUUCUCCUCGACAUCCAUAAGCUUAGCGUCUUCAUCUAUUUCAUCGACAAGUCUCCCGAUAAAUGAAGAUUCUAGUUUCGAAACGCUGUCCUCGUCAUCUUCACUUACGGGCAACCCUUCACCGUGCCUCGGACUUAGUCCAAGUCAUUUUGUUACUUUUGAGUCUCGUCCGGACGGCACUUCAUUCCCGCUAUCAAAGCCCAUUGUUCGUGAGGACGGUCUUUUGCUUGUUGGCACAGAGAUCAUCACGGAUGCCUUAACUCCAGCUGACGAAACCAACAGAAUAUAUGUCACAAACUUUCUCGCCUCACCUGGAAUCGCGCAACCACCAGCUCACAUUCUAGUAGAGCGGGAGGUUCGAGAUAUGCAAUGGAUGGGUGCUCAAGCUGCAGUUUUGGCAGUCGGCAAAGAGAUUCAAGUUAUCCAGUUGGGCGGUGGACCUUGCCGGCUGCACGAUCCAAUCAUUUCGGUUCACUCGGGAACUAUACGAGAGUUAGCUGUUUCGCCUACCACGAGCUCAUACGUGUUAUCUGGUGGUUUCGACGAAACUGUUGUGCUGACUGAUUUCCGGAACCAGGGAGACCCUCAAGCUGCAGCUAUCAUCGGAAAAUUUGAUGCAAGCGACGUAGUGAGCAGCGUUCGCUGGGCACCAUCAGAUUUUCAAUUGAGCUGGACAACUGAUGCAGGCGACUAUCAGAUCGUAGAUACUCGCGUUCGAUCACCGCAGCUCCAGCUACCUCUCUACAAGUUUCAGAAUCUAGAUGCGGCGGGUGGUCUCUUCACACAUGAAUACCUGAGCAGCUUCAACAUCGCACUUGGAUUCGAGCUUGGUCACAUCGCUUUUGUGGAUAUCCGGAUGCCUCGUCUCAACUCUUGCACGUCGACGAUCAAGUCAAAAUUAUCUAGCAUCGGUGAAAUUCGACAUUCCAAGACCGACAAAAUCGCGAUAUUUGGUCGUGGCGGAUUCUCGACCGCAAAUAUCGAUGGAAUGGCUAAUAAUUUGGAGCAGCUUACCCUGCAACAGCAGCACACGCUGGCUUCGUACAAAACAAGCGGUGACUUCUCCUGUGAAAGAGACGUGUACAUGGCUGUCUCCGACAACAUGGGCAUUGUGUCAGUGUACACAGAUGACACUAUCUUUGGGUCAUCGCCAUCAUUCAUCGGCAACAGAAAUGGCUGGUAA
This is a messenger RNA of Peronospora belbahrii, 1512 nucleotides long. The record is from the annotation of a GenBank genome assembly. Lineage: Eukaryota; Oomycota; Peronosporomycetes; Peronosporales; Peronosporaceae.